Meyerozyma guilliermondii ATCC 6260 is the source of this 2067-nucleotide messenger RNA. RefSeq names its product Tea1p (gene TEA1). Gene Ontology annotation, biological process: regulation of DNA-templated transcription; DNA-templated transcription. The transcript has a single exon. Gene Ontology annotation, molecular function: DNA-binding transcription factor activity, RNA polymerase II-specific; zinc ion binding; DNA binding. The record is from RefSeq and is a predicted model, not a curated record. Bases 1 to 2067 code for a protein of 688 amino acids. Lineage: Eukaryota; Fungi; Ascomycota; Pichiomycetes; Serinales; Debaryomycetaceae.
AUGCCUCCUCGCAAGAGGUCUUCUGACGGCGAUUCAGGAAAGGUGUUAUCGUGCCAAAGAUGUCGCAUACGAAAAGUGAAGUGUGACUUGAAGAUACCUUGUACUAAUUGCAAAAGAUUGGGUGUAGAAUGUGAACGGACUUCCUCCGACAUGAGAAAGAAACGUCCUCCAGCAUCUUAUGUGGUUUCUUUGGAAAGACAGGUGCGACUUUUCACCGGCUUCUUUGAGAAAUUCAAGUCUAUGGACCCAGAAAGCAGAAAAGCUUUUCUUGAGUCCAAUUCGUUAGAAGAGUUCUUGAACGAAACAACAGAGCAAGCAGGAAUGACACCUUCUCCAACACAAAAUGGUGCUGAAGCAGCAGAUAACAUCGACGAUCCAGUACCCACGCGAUCUGUUUAUGGUCCUAUGUCGGUUUACGAUAGCGAUAUUGCUUCGAGACAUCAAAGACUGGUGAAAAAACGAGAAACGGCGAUGAUCAAUGCACUUAAUAAAGAUCCCGAUAUCAUUCAUUGCUUGAAAUUGUUCUUCACGUGGCAGUAUCCCGACCAUAAUAUGUUCGUUUUUCGAGAAGCGUUCUUGAUAGAUUUCUUUAACCCGAAACCUGCUAGUCUCUACUGUUCUCGAGUACUUGUGCUCAGUAUAUGCUCUUUGGGAGCACGAAUGUCUGAUAACGAGCUGGUAUUCAAGAAAUCAAGAAAGUACUACCAGGAGGCUCGUGACAUACUUCUUGCGCAACUCGAACAACCUUCCAUAACUUCUUUGCAGAGCUUCUUGCUUCUAGCUUUUUACGAUAUUUGCAACGGUUCCAACGCUUCAGGGUGGAUGCUCUCAGGAAAUGCUAUACGGAUGGGGUUUGAUUUGGGAUUCCAAUUGAACCCAGAAGUGUGGUUUGUACGUUCACAGAGCGAUUUGAGUCCUCUAGAUGUGGCUAUUCGAAGCAGAAUAUAUUGGGGCUGCUAUAUGGCUGACCAUUUUAUUAGCUUGGUACUUGGACGUCCGUCCUUGCUUAAAAUAUCUGACGCAACCAUACCGGAAACAGACCACCUUCCAGACUUGGAGUGGAUUGAUGAUUACAUGUAUAGAGGUCCCAAUGACGAGGGAAAGCCUCGCAAGGAAAUGUCAAAGAUUUCUGGAACCUUACGAAAUAUCACCUCGCUCACGACAAUCUCAGAGAACAUGCUUAAUGAUAUCUUCACGAGAACGGAAAAUGAUCCAGACCUUAGUAAUAACGAAGAUUUGAAUCUUGCGUCUAGGUUGGACAAAUUGUCAGAAUAUAACUAUCAGAUCAAAGACUGGAAAAGGAAGCUACCAAGUGACUUGCAAUGGGACCGUCGCUCGCUUGAAGCAACGGGAGAAGACCCAACUUUGCUGACAAUACGAUACUAUUACUACAUUUUGGUUCUAUGCCUCAAUCGUCCUUUUGUGGGUAUAGAUGUGGCUAUGAUCGAGGAACAUCAUUUGGCUCCUGCCGUGGUAUGCAUGGAGGCUAUAGAAGAUUUAUACGCUGCUAUUCGGCGAUUUAAACAGAUCCAUGGAACUCGACGUAUGUCGAUUUUUAUCGUUUACUGCUGCAUUCUCUCUAUUUCAGCACUUUUAUUGAUCAAUAGAGACAAGCACAUUGUCCCAAAGAAGAGAGAAUUAUUGCACUUUUUCAUGGAUAUUCUUCAAGAUUGUUCAAAAACAUGGAAAUUGGCAGAAAAAUCUUACAAGUUGAUCAGGUUAAAGCUUGGUUACGACGAUGAUUCCAAUCCCUCAACAAACAGCCACGAAAGUAUUUCUAUUCCCAAAGUACCACUGCAUAAAAAUUUGACAUCGGUCGACCUGUCAGCUCAACCUUCUCCAGCUGUACAGAUAACCGACCUCGGUGGUAUCAAGACUGAAGACCCUUCGAGCAUUUUGUCUUCGACAUCGGUGGAGUCUUACAAUUCUGAGAACCAGCAGCUACCAAUUAACUAUAAUGAAGACCUAGGCUUUUUUGGUGGACCUCCAGUUCUUAUGACAUCUGAUCUAUUCAACGAAGAUUGGGAGUCUCUCUUCCCAAACGAUAUUUAUAGCAAAGAGAUUUAA